AUGAGUGUGUACCUGCUGGUUCUGUGUCUGGCUUUGCUGCAGCAGGAGGCAAGAGCCAAGCCAGACCCACCAGGCUGCAGUAAUCCUGAGGCUGUGAGGGUGGCUGAAGAGGCCCUGGACAAGAUCAACCAGGACCGGACAAAGGGUUAUGUCCUGAGCCUUAACAGACUGUACGACCUCUCUCACACUCCUGACAAGGAGAAGGGGGGGUCACUCUACAAAUUGACCAUCGAUGUUAUGGAGACCAAAUGCCACAUCACCAGCAGCAAACCAUGGAAACAAUGUGAAGCCAGAGAUAUUGGUGGUGUUCCUGUGUAUGGAGAGUGUGAGGUGUCUGCCUUCAUCGACUCUCAAGUCACACUCCAAAGUUACUCCUGUGCCCUGCGUGAAGUUCCCGCCACUGCAGUAGUGGCUGAGUGUCCAGACUGUCCAACAGCAGACAACUUGGAUGAUCCUGUUGUAAAGGAGACGGCUAAUCUCUCCCUGCAGAGGUUCAACGAAGAGAGCCGUCUGGCCAACUACUUCACUCUGGAGAACAUCACCAAGGCGAGCUCACAGUGGGUCAGCGGUCCUUCAUACUUUGUGGAGUUUACCAUAGUGGAAACGGUGUGUUCAAAGACAACAGAUGCCAGUGAACUGAGCAACUGCCCUCCAAUGAACUGUCAGUUUGCUCACCGAGGCUUCUGUGAGGGCUCACACUUUACCCAUGAGGAGGAGUUUAAGGUCCGACUCCCUGCUGGGAAAAGAAAUAAACUUCAGAGUCAUAAUGUGGUGGAUGUGAAGUGUGAGAUCUUUGAACCUCAGGCUGCUGUUCUGGAGGAGCAGGCCCACGUUGAAGCAGACAGCGGACACUCUGUCCAUCAGCACUACAACCACACACACCUGCACCCCCAUGAGCACACACACUCAGUGACACCCAGUGUCUCGAAGCCACGGGACUCCCUGGGGACCAUAGUGUACCUGCCUGCUCCAGUUAGAGCCUCUCCAGCAGCCAGCUCCUGCCCCGGUCCUCAUAGACACAACCUGGGGUUAGAGAAACUCAGGCUCUAAUUGGCUGAGCCUUGACGCUUGUUCAUUGAUCUGAUAGUCAGACACUUUAUUCCUGUAUGUUUUAAUUACCUUGGAUAAAAAAUAAAAUUAUCCUAGAGACAGAAUAUCAUCGUAAAUAAUCAGACUACUUUAAUUGUUCAUUAAAGCAUUUACAUUGCAAAUAGUUAUUUUCUUGCAUGACAUGGGAUUUAUUUGGAAUAUUCAAAUGUAUUAACAUUUGGAAAUCAUGCAAAGUGGAAUGGGGACAUAGGGUAUAUCACACGUUAAUGCUUUAAACUU
Notolabrus celidotus (New Zealand spotty) is the source of this 1329-nucleotide messenger RNA. RefSeq lists its product as uncharacterized. Gene Ontology annotation, cellular component: extracellular region. The coding region runs from base 1 to 1050 and encodes 349 amino acids. The transcript has 7 exons. Gene Ontology annotation, biological process: negative regulation of endopeptidase activity. Gene Ontology annotation, molecular function: cysteine-type endopeptidase inhibitor activity. NCBI's taxonomy places the organism in Eukaryota, Metazoa, Chordata, Actinopteri, Labriformes, Labridae. The record is from RefSeq and is a predicted model, not a curated record.